CUCAACCAAUCCCGCUCUCAAAGCAUAGUAUGGCUCUUGGAAGAACUCAAGAUCAACUUUGACAUCAAGCUGUACCACCGCAACAAACAGACCAUGUUUGCACCCCCAGAGCUAGAAAAGGUGCAUCCACUCGGGAAAUCCCCCGUCGUGGUCAUCACGCCUCCUGGUGGAAGCGCAGAGCCCAUUGUCUUGGCCGAAAGCGGUUACAUGGCGAAUUAUCUGUGCGAGCACUUUCCUGAAGGCCGUCGCCUCGUGCCGCAGAAAUGGAAAGAGGGCAUGGAGGGCAAGAUUGGGGGUGAGACAGAGGCGUGGCUGAGGAAUCAGUAUUUCCUGCACUACAGCGAGGGCAGCCUGAUGCCAUAUCUGGUCCUCAGCUUGGUGAUUAGUAGACUCAAGCAACCGCCCGUUCCCUUUCUAAUUCGCCCCAUCACCACCGCCGUCGCCAACAGAAUCAUCUCAAGCUACAUCUUCCCAAAUAUCUACAGACACAUCAAGUUCCUGGAUCAACAACUGAGCACUUCUGGCGGACGCUACAUCUGCUGUGACCACCUCACUCCUGCUGACAUCAUCCUCAGCUUCCCUCUCUUCUCAGCCAAAGACGCUCUUGACAAUAUGGGGCAAUGGGAAGGUGGAUCAUGGAAGAAGGAGUUUCCACGCGUAGCAGAUUAUGUAAACCAUCUUCAAAACGAAGAGGGCUAUAAGAAGAGUACGCAGACGAUUGCAAAGGUUGAUGGACCCAACACUGAGGUGGCGCCGAAGAUGUAG
Messenger RNA from Trichoderma atroviride IMI 206040, 765 nucleotides. RefSeq lists its product as uncharacterized. The record is from RefSeq and is a predicted model, not a curated record. Lineage: Eukaryota; Fungi; Ascomycota; Sordariomycetes; Hypocreales; Hypocreaceae.